Molecule: messenger RNA, 5940 nt
Organism: Solanum dulcamara
Lineage: Eukaryota; Viridiplantae; Streptophyta; Magnoliopsida; Solanales; Solanaceae
Exons: 8
Coding region: 450-1523 (357 amino acids)
Source: RefSeq, a predicted model, not a curated record
UUCAAGCCAGCUCUACUGAGUUGUGUGUGCUUAAUAAAAGAGCCAUAUCAGAUGACUUUGAGGAUGAAUACAGAACUAUUCAAUCUGAAGAUGAAGAGGAUCCAGAUCAAAGGGAACAAUCUCAUGAUGAGGAUGAGGAAACUAGUGCCCCUCUUUGGAGAGCACUGGAUGCUACCACAGAUACUACAACUCAGGAUGAAGAGUUGCAGGUCACUUAGAAACAGGGUUUAUCACCCGGGGGUCAACAGGACAAGAAGAAGAAGCAACAGAUCUCUACCAGUAUCAAUACUCCUAAAAAGCUUUCAGACUUCAGGCCUAUAUCCCACAGUAAUUUUACUAAUAAAGUCAUUUCUAAGGUUUUAUGCCUCAGAUUAGCUCCCAUUCUUCCUCAGCUAAUCUCUGAAAAUCAGUCAGGAUUUGUCCAGGGAAGAAACAUCUCUGAAAAUGUCAUGUUGGCACAAGAAAUCAUUCACAGCAUCAAAAGACCUAAGAUUGGUGAUAAUGUUGUUAUCAAACUAGACAUGGUCAAAGCCUAUGACAGAGUGUCUUGGUCAUUCAUAUGCCUGGUUAUGAGAAGGAUGGGAUUUGGAGAAAUAUUUAUAGAUAUGGUUUGGAGGUUAAUGGCCAAUAAUUGGUAUUCAGUUAUUGUGAAUGGUGGUAGGCAUGGUUUUUUCGAUUCUACAAGAGGCCUCAAACAAGGAGAUCCAUUGUCCCCUGCCCUCUUUGUAAUAGGUGCUGAAGUUCUUUCAAGAAUGCUCAAUAAUUUGCAUCAACAUUACCUGUACAGAGGUUUUUACAUGGAGAAGAAGGGCCCCUUGAUUAAUCAUCUGAGCUUUGCUGAUGAUAUAAUCAGCUUCACUUCAACUUGUAAAUACUCUCUCAAGCUGAUCAUGAAGACACUCCAGAGGUAUGAAAAAAGUUUAGGUCAGCUUAUUAACAAGGAGAAGAGUCAGUGCAUGCUCCCCUUGAAUACCAAUCCUGAGAUUAUGUCAAGGAUCACUUCCAUCACUGAAUUCAAGCAUACUCAUGGUCCUAUUACCUAUUUAGGAUGUCCUCUAUAUAUUGGAAGACAAAGGAUCAUUUACUUUACUAGUAUGGUGUCUAAAGUGACCUCUAGAAUUAGAGGAUGGCAGACCAAAGUCCUCAACUACGGAGGGAGAGCUGCUCUUGUGAAGUAUGUGCUGCAGUCUCUCCCAAUUCAUCUUCUAUCUGCUAUCACCCCUACUGCCACUACCCUCAAACAAAUAAAGUCUCUUAUAGCAAACUUCUUUUGGGGAUGGGACAAAGAAAAGAGGAAAUACCAUUGGGCUUCAUGGGAGACCCUCAGCUAUCCAACAGAAGAAGGAGGUAUUGGUAUGAAAAAUCUUAAAGAUGUGUGCCAAGCAUUGCAGUAUAAACAAUGGUGGACCUUCAGGUAUAAGAAGACUUUAUGGGGGAGCUUCUUGAGGGCCAAGUACUGCCAAAGAGCUCAUCCAGUAAUCAAGAAAUGGGACACUGUCAAUCACUUAUGUGGAAGCACAUGAUGACAAAUAAAUCUGACAUUGAGCCUCAUAUACAGUGGCACAUUAAUUCAGGUUCUUGCAGCUUUUGGUGGGAUGAUUGGCUAGGAAUUGGCCCCCUAGCCUACCACAAUGACCAUCUACCUAGACUUAACAAUAUCACUAUCUCUAAGUUCUUGGUUAAUGGAGGCUGGAAUGAAGAGAAAGUGAGACAGGAUGCACCACAGCACCUUAUACAUAAGAUCCUCAAUUUUUCCUUCAAGUAUCAACCUGACCUCUCAGAUAUAGCCUGCUGGAAACUGACCUCAGAUGGCAAGUUCACUUGUGCUUCAGCUUGGAACCAGAUCAGGUAAAAAAGGAACAAAACCAUGACUGACAAUAAUAUAUGGCAUAGGAAUAUCCCUUUCAAGAUAUCCUUCCUUAUUUGGAGAACUCUCAGAAGCAAGCUGCCUACAAAUGAAAGUAUUGAACACUUUGGUCAUGCACCUGCUCAGUGUUCUUGCUUCUACAGGCCAGGGUGGGACACUAUAGAUCACAUAUUUAUCUCUGGACACAUUGCUAGACACAUAUGGAAGUAUUUUUCUGACUGCUGGGAUAUACAACACAGCAGUAGCCCCAUGAGAAGUAAGUUGAUGAAAUGGUGGCUGUCUAAACCAAAUAAUGAGGUACAUAAACUCUUAUUGCAAGCUACUCCUAUAUUUAUUUGUUGGAACCUAUGGAAGAAUAGAUGUGCUAGCAAAUAUGGAGGCAAAAAGUCAAGCAGUAUUAGAGAUUUUCAGUCAUCAAAGACCUCUAUAUGCUGAUUUUCACAGCUUUCCCUUACAUUAGCUGGCCAAAUGACUGGAAGGGGCUAAUAGCUAUGGUGGAGAGAUGCAACCAUGAACUGAAAAUCAUCCAAGUUAGUUGGCACAAACCUGCUUACAACUUGGUUAAGCUUAACACUGAUGGAAGUGCUUUGGAGAAUCCUGGAAGAAUUGGAGCUGGGGGCAUCCUAAGAGAUCACAAAGGAAAGCUCAUUUAUGCCUUUGCUGCACCACUUGGAUUUGGAUCUAAUAACCAAGCUGAGGUGCAGGCUGCUCUGAUGGGCAUCACUUGGUGCAUUCAGCAUGGCUACAGCAGUGUUCUCUUGGAGGUUGAUUCGGAAUUACUUGUGAAAUGGCUAAAACAAGAGAUCACACCACCUUGGACCAUCAGAAACUACAUCAUAGACCUGCAGGAGCUGGUUAUAAUGUUGGAUUACUUUCAAUGUAGCCACAUCUAUAGAGAAGCUAACUUUGCUGCAGAUACUCUUUCCAAGCACAGCCACAGUGUAGACAGCAUGUUCUAAGUCUACAAUGUUCAACAACUUCCAAAGGAAACAAGAGGAUACUACAUAUUAGACAAAAUGGGGAUGGCAAGUUUUAGAAGGACAAAAUUGAAGAGGAUCAAACAACCUCCAUGACUUGUAUACCUUAUCUGUAAUUGUAGUAUAGAACUCUUUAUGUAUAAUUUCAUAGUUAGAAUUUUUGUAAAGGGGAGAGUCUCCCUUGUUUAUUGCUUUCCUAGAAUAAUCAACUUACCAGUAGAGGUAAGGACUAGAGUAGUUGUUUCUUCUUUGGUUUUGCUGUGCAGGUACAUGACUGAUCUGCAGCACUUGAGCCAACACUUGGAAAUGCAUUGUUUGUUUCUUUGAGCAGGCACACUAAAGUGUUGCAGCACUUGGUUAUGGAGCUCCAACAUGGUUCCAGUACCUGUAGAGUCCAAGAAUCUGAAGGUUGAUACCAAUAAAGAUGCAACACCCAACAACAACAUCUUCAACAUCCAAUAAUCUGUAACUAGUAGAACUGCAGCUGUACACUCCAGGCCUGCAACAUCUCAACCAACAUUUGGAAUUUUCCUUUCCUUUUCUUAUGUUGUGCAGGCUACUUCAAGAAGACCAGUGGAUCCAACAGGAGCAGCACACAACAACAACAAGAGUUGCAGCAGUUACACUACAGCUGCAGCAGUCACCAGGAGCAACACACAACACCAACAUCCAACAACAACAGCACUCGACAUGUUCAUGGAGUUGCAGAUUGCAGCCUUAAUCAGCCUAACAUGGGGGAUUUCUUGUAGGUACAUGGCAGAGCUGCAGUUCUUGUAUACUGCAGGUCUGCAACAACCAACAAUUAGUCCAUUAACCACUACAAACAUCUACAACAACAUACAGAAUUGCAGUAAUAUCAGUGCAGGCUACAACACUACAAUCACACUGCAGACCAUCAGCAUUUGUUGCAUCUCUUGUUUUUUUGCUCUCUUGGUUUGCUUAUUUUGUGCAGGUACACUAAAGAGAUGCAUCAUUUGCCUGAGCUGCAACAUCAUCCUGUACCUGCAGGGCCAAGCAACAAUCCUACAACAACAGCAACCUGUAAAAACCAGGGACUACACCUUGGUUCAUCAAGAGAUGCUGACCUGCAGAGAAACACCUACAAAUAUUUCAACCUCCAACACUGGAUAAGAGACAGGUUUAAGAGAUCAUCAACAGGCGCACCAUUGAAGAUCUGUUCACACUCAGCUUAUUGUCUUCCGCUAAUUGAGUAAAUGAACGGAUGUGUGAUCAAGCCAAGUAGUUCGCUUGGGAGCCAGUAAUGGUUUCUGAGUGUCGGCCACGUCUAGGAUACUCUCCCGGGGUGUGACAGAAGUCUUCAAUUUUUAGCUAGAUAAUCCUCAUUCCAGGUAUGUAAGGCUAUCACAAUGUUGUACUAAGUUCGUCCUUGUGCCCUACAUGUUCAUAAAGUCAAUUAAGUUAUGAGUUAGAGUUUCUAAUUCCAUAAAAGUGAAUUCUUAAUGUAUUUAUUUACUUCUUUAUUGAGUUCCAGUAUGAAUAUUAUAUUAUACUUGAUGAGUUGAUGUUUGAGGUUAUGGAUUCGUAGUUGCAUUCACAUGAACCCAAAUUGAGGUUUGCAUUAAAUAUCUUAUGCACUAUUGUUGUUAAAAGAUGGACUAUUAUAAUUGAAUAAAUGAGCAUGAUGUUGAGCUAUGAAGGAGUUUAUCAAUGUCUAUUUUCUCACAUGAGUUUUUACAUAUCCUAAAUGUCAUAUUUAAAUAGGUACAAGGAACUUAAAUUGAUGUAAAUUGAUGUAAAAAGUCCAAUGAGACUUAGAUGAGAUGUAAAUUGAGUUUUUUGCUCACUUGAUGUAUAUGAGCUUAAUAAUGUUUUGGAAGUAAUAUUGAGCACCGACUUGGAAAAGAGUAUAACUAACUUAAUCCCCAUAAACUACGUAGCCAACGUAGGAUAGGAUCGUUCCGUUCUUUCGGUUGACUCCUUAUUGUCCUAAAAGAGGACUUUUUAUAUGGAUCCAAAGUUGAUGUGACAUCCUUUACCCUAGCAAAGUAUUGGAUGGAUGUGGAAACAAUAUCGCUUCAUUGUAUCAUUACUAGCUCAUAAUUGAUGGUUGUCACUUGGAGAAAUUCCCCUAAUGAAUAAAAGUACUAUAUUUUAUUUUACUGAGUUGCGUCUAUCAUUGCAUGCCUUUAAACAUUGUUUUACUACAUUGCAUUUUCUAUUGAGUUGAGUCAUUUUUAGAGAUGAGUUCCUUAAAUUAAGUAUCUUGGUGUAAGUUUUCUUUUUCCAUUUUACAUGCUUGUACAUUCCAUGUACUGACGUUGUUCAACCUGCAUCAUUUCAUGAUGCAGAUACAUGUGUGUUAGAGAUCAUCAGCAGGCGCACCAUUGAAUAUCUAUCUAUCCGAGCUUUUGGCUUUGCGCAUGGAAGUUCUGCACUGUUGCAACUACUUCUUUACUGACCACAUCCCAACAGGCUAUGAAGAGCGCCAUGGUGUAACCGUCAGGGCCAGAUCACUGAGCAGUCAGCAGCAGUGUUUGAGGCCCCUGAAUUGUUAUAUAGAAACAUGCCUGCUGUCAUCACCACCGCUGUUGGUCAAAUGGCAGUUUCUAAGGGAAGACAAGGGAGGGAAGCACAGAACUUGGUUAAGGUGUACCUGGCAAACAUUCGCCUUAAGGAAGUUGGGACGGAUGUUCUGAUAACUGCAUAUGAGCCUCUAGUAAUUAACCGUUUGAGUUAGAGUGCUACCGUAGUCGGGGCAGGCAUGGUUGUACCUGUUGCACAGUCUGGAGUUAUGCCGAUGGCUGAAGUUUUUAAACUUGCAGUCUCUAGUUUCAAAGUGCACAACUGGAGUCUCUUUGGCUCCCCUGCUGCUUGAGUUGCAGUUACACACAUCUGGCAUCACUUGGUUGAUUAUUGGUCCAAUUUUGAAGUUUCCGAUUAUUUUAUUUUUUCCGUAUCGAUUAGUUGCUUAGAUGGUUUCCUGUUUUAGUAGACUGAGGGAGAUAGAAAGUGCAGUAUUUCUACUUUUCAACUUUUGUUUUGGGUUUUGACUCUUUGCUUUCCUUUGUUAAGUUAAUGAGUAAAGUAUACACUUCACUACAAAGGCUUGAAGCUAUUAAGUACAAUGUUGAUCAA